CUGCUGCAGAACACACCUCAUCUCCUCUUUGGCUGGAGGGAGAAAGAGAGAGAGAGGGAGGGAUUCAGUCUGUGCCAAUUUUCUCCCCAGCUCCACAGAGAGGCAGAGCGAGGGAAGUGAUAUUUGAGGAAUCUUAAGAGAUCCACAAACGUGUGACUGAGAGGGAGAAGAGGGAGAAAAGGCAUCCCUGCACACAGGGCAUUCGCAAAGAAACUGACUGACAGCAAAUGAAUAAAGCAGCAGGAGACAGCGAGAAAUGUAGUCGGCGCUUCUGUUGAGUGAGCUGCCACGCUGUGAGUGUUCCACCUGGCGCCAGGAUGCGAGAUCGAUGGUGUGACGACAAAGGCCAUUAUUGAGCUACAGCCAUUGUGCAUUCCCUGAUCCCUGCAGCCAAAGUUACACAUGACAAGACUCUCUGUUUAGUAAAGCCAAUCUUAACCACAAAGGGAAGAUACUUUCUGUUUGAAGCCUGUGUAUAAUGCUGUUAAUAAUAUAAACCCUCUUUAAUUGCGUUAUGAUUGACGACACUGUACCACGUAUCCUACCUUUUGCAGCCCACACACAUUGAAACUCUAGAUCACACAACUUCACACAUCCCUGGUCCAAAUGAUUCAUCUCUGUUCCUCUUAACAAACUCUUCUUCGCCUUGUCUGAAUCAGCCCCUGUGACCUGUGAGGACUAUGAGGCCGACUUUAUUGUUUCUACCGUCACAGUGUCUCCUGUGUGUGUUUGUCGGCGUGUGUGUGCCCAGUGUUGUGGGCUCACUACCUCACGCACUACCAUGGCAUGUCUCCUGCCCAGUGCGCUGUGUGUGCCAGAUCAAACCGUGGUUCUCCCCCGAUUCGGUCUACCAUGAAGCGCCUACUGUGGACUGCAAUGACCUGCUGUUGUCCAAGUUCCCCUCACCCUUACCCCUGAACACACACACCCUGCGCCUGCAGAGCAACCUUCUGUUUGAGCUCGACACUGACGUGCUGCGCGGACUCCCCAACCUCACCGACCUUGACCUAUCCCAGAAUCGCUUCAGCCGUGUCAGGACGAUAACACAGAGCUCCUCCCUGCCCUCUCUCCUCUCUCUACACCUGGAGGAAAACCAUCUCAGUCACCUCCCUGAGUCCUCUUUCUCCUCCCUUCCAGCUUUGCAGGAGCUCUUUCUCAGCCACAACAACUUACACUCAAUAGCCCAUGGAGCCUUCACCGGUCUGGACUCUCUACUGCGCCUUCACAUCAACAACAACAGACUAACCACCAUUGACCCUCGGUGGUUCAGGGCUUUGCCCCGUUUGGAAGUUCUCAUGCUAGGGGGAAACCCCGUAGAGGCCCUUCCUGACAAAGGCUUCCUGGCCCUAAAAUCCCUCCGGAGUCUUGUGCUUGGUGGUAUGGGUCUGAGAGGCCUGGCUGAAAAAGCAUUGGAAGGGUUGGAUGGCCUGGAGAGCCUCUCCUUCUAUGAUAACCUGUUGACCAAGGUCCCCACACAGGCCCUGAGGAGGGUGCCCGGACUGAAGUUCCUCGACCUCAACAAGAACCGCAUCAAACUGAUCGAGACGGGAGAUUUCCGAGAAAUGAUCCACCUGAAGGAGCUUGGUCUGAAUAACAUGGAUGAGCUUGUUUCUAUUGAGAAAGCUGCACUGGAGAAUCUUCCAGAGCUCACCAAGCUGGAGAUCACCAACAAUCCGCGUCUGUCCUACAUUCAUCCACAGGCUUUCCUCCAGCUGAACAGGCUGGAGAGUCUUAUGCUCAACUCUAACUCUCUCAGCGCUCUGCACCGGCACGUCAUGGUCUCUCUGCCCAGUCUCCAGGAGGUCAGCUUACACUCCAACCCACUACGAUGUGACUGCCUGUUUCACUGGGCCACCGAGGAGGCCUCUCACCCUCACACUGAGAGAAACACACAAUCAGAUACAGAAACAGCUCGGAUGGUUCGUUUUAUCCAACCACAGGCCACGUUGUGCUCUGAACCACCAGAGCUCAGAGCCCGCGGGGUGAGAGAGGUUUCUUCCAGGGAAAUGUCAGCCUCCUGCCUCCCCAUUAUCCCCACUAGCUCCCUCCCAUCUUAUGUAGGAGUCAGAGAAGGAGGCAAACUGGUCCUGCACUGCAGAGGUCUUGCAGAACCACAGCCUGUAAUGUACUGGGUGACUCCCUCUGGGCUGAGACUUGGUCCUGCACCCAGCCCAGCAACCAAAGGUUUACCAGCUCCGGCCUCCUGCCAGGCUCAAGAUGACACUGCCUGCAGCCCCUCCAAACACUUCCGGCUACUGCCUGAGGGAACUCUGGAGAUCAACAAGGUCACUGCCAGCGAGGCGGGAUUAUAUACCUGUGUUGCUGAGAAUGUACUUGGGGCAGACACACGCAGUGUUACUGUCGGUGUGCAUAGCAGAAAAAAGAAAGGAAAAGGGGGCAUGUCCGCUAACCUGAAGGGAUUUCCAUUAUUCAGCGUCGAUGCCAGGUUGGAGGUGAGGGAGGUCGGACAAUACUAUGCUAUCCUGUCCUGGCAGAGUGGGCACAACCUCCCUUCAACUCGCCUAUCCUGGCAAGCCAUUUACUCAAAUGCCCACACACCUAUAUACACUACACGCAUCCUGGCUGGCACACAAAGCUUCAACCUGACCCACCUGCAGGCAGAGACAUUUUAUCGUGUGUGUCUACAUUUAGGGAUCAACGAGGAUGCCAAGCAUGCCAACAGGAGAUCGAGAGAGAGCAGUCAGCCUCAGUGUGUUUCUUUCAAGACAAAGGAUGUCCCAGAUCCUGAGCCCAGCCUGCCGCUAAGCCCAGAGCUGACCUCCACAGCAGUUACACUUCUGCUACUUGCGCUCAUACUGCUGCUGCUGGCAGGUCAGAGCUGGGACACUCAGUCGAACAAGGGGGCAGGACAACUCCCUCUCCAGGACAUCAAGAGUCCCAAGGCUCUGAUCACCAUACAAAACACACAAGAGCGCAUCGGACAUGAGUCAAAGCAGAAUGAGAAACAGCUUUUACAUGAGGACUGCUGAGAUAAUGUUGAUUAAAAUAUGGAGUAAAUUUGUGGAGGUCAAAAACAAUGACACAAACAUAUAGACAUAUGAGAUGACAUAUAUACGCUUUGUAAAUCACAGCUGGACGAGAGGAGUCAUGGAUCAGAGAAAUGGUACAGAAGGAGAUUUGUAUUUUUUUUAUAUACAGUAUAAAGUAUAUAUUGACGUUCUGUGUUAAGACGUAUUGUAAAGAACGCUUAGACCCUACCCAGGGAAAUAAAAAUGGACAAUCAUACUCCUGCUGCACAGACGGUGAACACAGGAGAAACAAAUGAGUCUGAGCUUCUGAUGAUCACUGGACUGAGAUGGAAGAAAACCGGAUUCAAUCCAAGGACAGAUACUUACAGUGCAGCUCAGACCUCAAGGGUAUUUUUAAUAUUUCCUGUGUACAUGUGCCACAGACUGAACCAUACUUUCUCAAAGCAGAUCAACCUCUGCCUCUAGACUGAUACUGAAUGACAUCUCUGCUUGUUUGAGCUUUGUAAGUCAAAGUGACUGAUGUCAACAACCCUUCUGCUUUGCUCUCAGUUCAUCGGACCUACUUGUCCAUCUUGCAGUAUAAAUGUGUACAGUACAUAUCCGCCACCUAACAUCCAAUAUCCUCUUUCAGCCUAAAGGUGACCCAGAAGCAAUUGUGUUAAAUUCUAUUUUGAGCUAAUAAACAAAAUAAAAUGUUUCUGAUUUAUACACA
Molecule: messenger RNA, 3702 nt
Organism: Scophthalmus maximus (turbot)
Lineage: Eukaryota; Metazoa; Chordata; Actinopteri; Pleuronectiformes; Scophthalmidae
Product: leucine-rich repeat neuronal protein 2-like
Exons: 2
Coding region: 681-2990 (769 amino acids)
Molecular function (GO): protein binding
Source: RefSeq, a predicted model, not a curated record